AAGGGCCCGCCCUACAUCAUCAAAUAACUGCUUCUUGUGGCUUUUUGCAUCAUCCGUGUCCGAUCGGGCAGCUAUAAUCAAAUAGGCGUAACUGUUUUUUUCGUAAAAUGUAUUCUACGUGAUCAAACUAUUCACAAAUCAUGAAUCUUGAACAUUCGGUCAUGACUUUUCACGUCAAAAUCGUUGAAGACCAAAGACAGAUGAAAGACAGAUGAGGGCGAUUGCCGCAGUUGUGAAUGAGAUUUACUGGUUUUGCUUCAGCCCCUUCUAUGCCAAUAGAGUUGCUGGUGAUAUAAAUGAGUUGAGAGCUGUGGUGUCGAAACUUGAUUAAAAUAGUUUUGCUGUAUGUACUGUGAUUAUCUCUUGUUACGUGAACCUGGCACACAGACAUAGCAUGGCGGGGAUGGAAAGGUAUCCAUCAUAUGUCGGCGAUAAAGACUUAUGGAAUAGAAGAUUUGACAACUUAGCUGGGGGAGAUGUACCCCGUCCAAGCCUGGAACUGAACUCUCGGUUGCCGGCCCGAGUACAAGAUGAAUCUGAUCAAGAUGAAGAUGGUAUGGUCAAGAGGUAUGUGGGAAUGGGAGUCAGCCUGGCGAGUUUAAUUACUGAAAAUUUAUUAAGCCACCCCUUUGUUGUCUUGCGACGUCAGUGUCAGGUUCAUAAUAAUUCUCGCCGGUAUCAUCUCAUUCCCGUGACACUGUUACCAGUUAUUAUCCAUCUUCAUAGACGCCAGGGUAUAACAACUUUGUGGAAAGGAUUGGGAAGUGUGUUAAUGGUACGCGGGAUGUCACUUGCUGUAGAAGAUUUAAUCAGCAAAGUCACACCAUGGCCCAAGGAUGUUUCAUGGCACAGCUCCUUUAAAGCUUUUGGGCAACAUGUUUUGCUUAAAUGUUGUUCUUUGGCAAUUGUUACUCCUUUCUAUUCUGCUAGUCUUGUGGAAACUGUGCAGAGUGAUAUUGCAAGACGGAUGUUGCCGAUAUGGAGCUUGGUGAUACCUACUGUAACAUAUGGUCUUAUUAAAUAUUUUUUGACCAUCACUGUUCGAGGAUUAGCUCGCCGCGUAAUGAUUAAAAAUCACAAAGACGGACAACAAAAACAGGGUGCCCUAUCUCGUGAUAUUUCUCAACCUGUUCAAGAUAUAGAAUUAAAUUCUUCUCUGAUUGCUUUCUUUACUGCAGAAGUGGCUUUUUAUCCACUAGAAACUAUUCUUCAUAGGUUACAUCUGCAAGGAACACGUACUAUUAUAGACAAUCUUGAUUCAGGAUAUGAAGUUAUACCAAUUCUGACAAGUUAUGAAGGUGCAAGAGAUUGUUAUGAUACAACUCUUCAACAAGAAGGCGUUUGUGGAUUGUAUAAAGGCUUUGGUUCAUUACUGUUGCAAUUUGCUGCUCAUUUUGCAGUUAUUAAACUCACUAAUUUAGUUUUGACUGAAGUUACCAAUCUCUUAAGAUCAGGCUCCAAGCCUAGUGUGCCACAAACUGACUUGGGAAAUGUUCAGAGGACAGUGAUUAGUAAUAUAGACAGCCCAGUGUCCCAUUCUGAAGCUGCAGGUUACAGUUUUGGGCACAAAACGUACCCUUAAAAAUUAUAUUGCUUAGCAAUUUCAUUCUUUGGUAAUAUAAUUACAUAUUAAAUGAAAUAGUAGGUUUUUUGUGAUAUAAAAUAUGUAUUCUUAGAAUGUGAGAGGCAUCUUCUCUCAUGAAUUUUGUACAUAAAUACAUUUUUUACAUCAGCGUUUAAUGAAAUAAUUGAUGUUAGUGACAGUUCAAAGGCAGUUGAUGUAGAAUAUAAUGAAUGAAUGAAGGAAGUAAGUUUACACUAUAUUUUGUUUAUGCAGCUAGUUCUUGCAAUUUUCUGAAUUUUAAUUGUACUUAAGAAAGAAAUUUCUAAAAGAAGGUGUAAGGUUCUAUGUAAAGACAUCCCUUUAAUGUUGGAACUGUUUUUGUUUUUUAUCAGUGUGUUACUACUAGUAAGGCAAAUAUUAUAUGUAUCAUUAAAAGGAUUUCCUUCCAUUAUUUCACUUCUUGUGCCAUGAUAUUUGCACGUGUAGUCAUAAUGAAUUUGUAUAUAUAAAUUGUUUAAAUAUUGCUGUAAAUAAAAUCCCUUGUUGAGAUAUAAUAUGAAAGUCUAUGAAAAUGUCACUUAACUUGUGUCC
Gryllus bimaculatus (two-spotted cricket) is the source of this 2155-nucleotide messenger RNA. Lineage: Eukaryota; Metazoa; Arthropoda; Insecta; Orthoptera; Gryllidae. The record is from the annotation of a GenBank genome assembly.